Molecule: messenger RNA, 1497 nt
Organism: Cylicocyclus nassatus
Lineage: Eukaryota; Metazoa; Nematoda; Chromadorea; Rhabditida; Strongylidae
Source: the annotation of a GenBank genome assembly
UUGACAUUCAUUGCAAAAAUGGUUGCAGGUGGCAUGUCGUGGAGGGAGGAAUACGCGCAGCUUUUGUCAUUCCUAGACGCAUGUAGCGUCACAUUCCCCGUGCGUACAUUUAAUAACAAUCCAGAAAAGGACUCCACUCCUGUCAGACGCGUUGCUUUUGCCUUGGAAAAUAUGAUAGAUCAAUUGAAGAAACCCUUGGUCCCUUCAACACAGGCACUCGCGCAGUCGCUGGUCUAUAAAUUCAAUGGACCACAUCGCCGUCAAGGAUACUGGAUGAAUUUUAAGAAUUUAUCGCGGUCGCUGCGGAAGUACAACGAGGACGACUUGCUGAAAAGGGUCUCUGACAUCCAUAAGAAAGCAAUGGCAAGUAGCGCGGGAUUUCACAUGCCAUCUAACGAAGUAAUUCGGUACAUUGGCAGCUCUUAUCUGAAACGACUGUUUAGAUUGCAGCAGAUACGUGAUCUCUGCAUAAGGACAUCUCAUGUUAUAAUGGGACAGCUUGAGUUGGGCCAUUGGGAAAAGUUCAGCCUGUUUAUUGUUGCAAUGUGUGCUGACAUAAGCCAUGGAAUCUGCAAACAAGCUUCGGGAAUGAACACAGUCUACGAGAAGAUAUCUGGCCUACUGACUUCUCUUGAUGGAAGGUUUCCCUCUUCCCUGUCUGAACUUUCCGUGUUUUCUGAUCUUUGCGAAAAGAUCAGUGGUCAGAAGACUGUAGAUACGGCCAGAGUGAUGCGACUAUUGCAGAUGGAUGAUGAACAGCUAGAAGCAGCUCGUAGUAAGGAUCAGAUGGCAAUGUUUAGAGACGAGGUGUUAUCAAGUAUAGAUUUGAAGAAUGAUAGUAUCGACCUUGGCACUACUAUAGAAAGGGCUGCUCUGGAAGAUAAAGAGUAUACAACUGACAAUCAAGUGGCAGAAUCUAGGACCGCCUCAACAACUGAUUCUGGCUUAGAAGUCGACUUUGAAGCACCAGUUAUGAGUUCUACAAAAGAAUCAACAACUGUCAGUGGUAAGAAGCACAAGAAAAGGUUAAGGAAAAGAAAGAGGAAGGAAAAGGAGAUGGUGGAUCAUCUACCCCUCGAAUGCUCGUCUUCCACAGUGUUUGAAAAUUCCGACGAUGAUAUAGUCAAAGAUGUAGAAAACCUAGAGGCAAUACUCACUAAAAGUAAGAGGAGGCAAAGUGUAGAGGUUUUGGAAAAUGAACUAGAUUUACAAUCUGUGCACUCAUCUUCCGUAAUUUCCUCAUCAAUUCCUCCCAAAAGAAAGAAAAAGAAGUUGAAGAAAAGCAGAUUAUCACGCACAAUUAUCUCUACGGAUUUUGAAUUCACCAAGGAAUCUGCUAGCUCUGCUGACGCUUCAGACUUUAAUCCACCCAACAGUAAGAAUCUCGAACGCAAUGCAAGCUCGCGAAAGAGAAAAUCAACAGAUAUUGAUGAGAAGUCCUCGCCAAAAGUCUCAGCAAAGAAGAAGAAGAAGCGGUUGACUGUUAUAGUCUCCUAG